This is a messenger RNA of Cuscuta europaea, 13194 nucleotides long. The record is from the annotation of a GenBank genome assembly. Lineage: Eukaryota; Viridiplantae; Streptophyta; Magnoliopsida; Solanales; Convolvulaceae.
GUUUGGUUUCGGGUUUUGGUAAACGACCAGCACCCGACCCGCUCGCAUCCUAGAUCUGACUAUCUGAGCAUCUGACAACAGCAUCUGUUGUUGACCGUGGAGCUUCCCUCUCGCCGCUCCCGUCGGUUCCUGUCUGUCCUUCUUCCCGAAAUCAGAAAAAUGGCACCCUAAAACCCACCAACUCGCCGUAUCAAGCUCCAUCAUCACUGGAUUCACCUCUGCCGAGUUACCUCCACACUACUACUCUGUCCUGUUCUUCUCGCAUUCUCGCUCUGGCCUGAAUAAGCUCCGCUCCAACUCCGGAGUACUGUUAUUUCCUGCUGGAAGCCUAGAAUCACAAUAAUGUCAAGGAACACCAAGUGGAAGCUUGAGAAGAAUAAAGUUAAAGUAGUGUUCCGGCUUCAGUUUCAUGCAACACAUAUUCCACAAACUGGAUGGGACAAGUUAUUUGUAUCAUUUAUCCCGGCAGAUUCCGGCAAGACAACCGCAAAAACAACGAAAGCAAAUGUGAGAAAUGGAACAUGCAAAUGGGCAGACCCUAUUUAUGAAACUACGAGGCUUCUCCAAGACGUUAAAACCAAAGAAUAUGAUGAGAAACUGUACAAACUAGUUGUUGCCAUGGGUUCUUCACGAGCUAGCAUUCUUGGUGAGGCUUCACUCAACCUUGCUGAACAUGUUGAUGCUUCAAAGCCCUCCACAGUUGCAUUACCUCUUCAUGGAUGUGAUACAGGAGCUAUUUUACAUGUCACUGUACAUUUGCUAACAUCCAAAACAGGAUUCAGAGAAUUUGAGCAGCAAAGGGAACUAAGGGAGCGCGGAUUGCAAUCAGGAAUCGAUAAUAAGCCUGAUGAUAUGGGCACUGGAAAAGUUUCAGUCGCUAGAGAUGCUGCUCGUGACGAAAUGGAAAAGGCCAAUAGAAGGUCAAGAUCUAGACCGGAUGCCAAAGAGCUCUUAUCAGUUGAAGAAGUAGAAGAACAUGGAGAUUUGACUAUUGGAUUUGAUGGCUCAUCCAACACAUCUGAAAGUUUUUAUGCCGAAAAGAACGAUUCCUCUAGUACACAGGAAAUCGAUAGCCUGAAGACUUCAGCUUUUGGCGACUCACAUGAAACUCCCCAUUGUCAAAGCCCACAACCAAGACUAACAAAUCCUUUUGAAAAUCAAGCUGCGGCCCACGGGAGUAGUGAUUCAAUUCAUGGAUGGGUUUUAGAUUGCUCUGAUGAUAAUAGUCGAACCAGAGCAAGUUUAGAAUUGGCAGAAACAUCAGUUUUUGAGCUUAAACUCGAAGUAAGCUCUCUGCAAGGUCAAGUUGAUGAACUAGGAAUGGAAACCGAUAAGUUUUCUAGCGUGCUUGCUGCUGAAAUAUCAUCUGGUGAAGAAUUGGCAAAGGAGGUCUCUUCCCUGAAACUAGAACGUUUGAAGAUCAAAGAUGAUAUUGAAAGACUACAUAAUUUAAAGAUAAGCCCUCAAUGUACAGAAAAACAGGAUUUUCGCUUAGUUCAAGAAAUUCAAGUUAAAUGGUCCAUGGGAAUUUCACUCCUGGAAGAAAGGAUAAGGGACCUCAAGAAAAAGACUUUUCAUGGCCUCCAUGAAGGAGAACACAGGUUUCUUCAGUCAGAAUUUGAGGUAGUACUUCAGAUUUUGAACAACAUGAAACAAGGGUCAAAGGAUGAAACAUGCUUGCCUAACAUUGCACCACCAUUAGUUAUGGAUGCAAAAGAGAUGAGAGACACUUGUCUACAGAAAACUCAACACACUUUGACAGGACUUGGGUUGGAUUUGGAUUUAUGUCCACCUGAAGAUAUACUUCAUUUUAGCAUACCUCCUCUUGUUGUUUCUCAAGGACCUAAUUUUGAUCUUAUAAGAGAACUGGACGAGGCGAAGUUUGAAAGGGAAACUCUUGUCAAGAAAAUGGAUCAGAUGGAAUGCUACUAUGAAGCACUAGUUCAAGAACUUGAGGAGAAUCAGAAGCGAAUGCUGACUGAGCUGCAGAGUCUUAGAAAUGAGCACUCAACUUGCAUUUAUACAAUUUCUAUCAAUGAAGCUGAAAUUGAGUCCUUACGCCAAGAUAUGAACCUUCAGAUUGCACAACUUGUUGAUAAGAAUCGCAAUUUAGACGCCAUUAACAAAGAGCUUGAGGAAAGAGCCACCUCUUCAGAAGCAGCUCUUAGGAGGGCCCGCAUGAACUAUUCAAUUGCUGUGGAAAAGCUACAAAAGGAUCUUGAACUCCUUUCAUCACAGGUUGUCUCUAUGUUUCAGACUAAUGAGAACCUCAUAAAACAAGCAUCUCUAGAACCUUCAGUGGCAGAUAACUUCGAGUAUGUAAAUGGCUUCCAAAAUUCAGAAAGAUAUGAUACCACCAAGCAAUUGCAGUUCUGCAAUCAAAAUAUAAGGUCAAGGAAACAAGCAGUCUGCCGAGAUGUCCUUUUGGAGGACUUGAAGAAGUCACUCUUUUUACAGGAAAAGCUUUAUAUGAAGGUUGAAGAAGACCUUAACGAAAUGCAUUCUGUUAAUUUCUACUUGGAUGUAUACUCCAAGGCUCUAGUUGAAACUCUGCUUGAAGCAUAUCACAAUUAUGCAUUAAUGAAGAAAUAUGUGGGUGAGCUUGCACGGCAGUUGGAGUUUUCAAAUGAAUGCAAUGAUCAGUUAGCUACAAAAUUGCAAGUUCUUCUAGAAGAUAUUGUCAUUGUAAAUGGGGAUAAGGAUAGGUGCAUGCACAAAUGUAAUGAACUUGUUCGCCAGAACCAAAAUUUAGCUGAUCAACUGGAAAUGAUUUCUAAGGAGAACUCUCUUCUCACAGAGAAGCUCAUGGAUGGAGAGAGAAUUUCAACGGAAUUCCAAAAUUUCCUGAGUAAAUAUGAGUCUUGUUUGGAACAGAAAGCACAAUUGUCAAGUUUACUAGAACAUAGAGACCUAGAAAUUGAUAGGCUUCAUACUGAAAUUUCUGUUCUGAAGGAGGACUUGAAAAUUGUUGAGUUGGAACGUGACAAGUUGGCUUCUUCAGAGGAAACCCUUCAGAAAAAUGUCAGCUUUGUGCAGCAUAAGUUGGUUAACUUGUUGGCAUCCUAUGAUCAGCAAUUGAGUGCUCCUCUUUUAGUAAACCCCCCUCAUCUUGACUUGGACUUGAAUAACUUCAAAGGCCUCUUAGUCCAAGUUGAUGAGAUCCAACACAAAUCAUGUGCUCAGAUUAUUCAACUCGUGGAAGAGAAGAAGCGUCUAGAGAUUGAAAAACAUGAUUCUGAAUUAUCCCUAAGUUCAGAAAUUAUUGCAUUGAAGCAAAAGCUUAAAAAUAAAACACAGGACAUGUCAGUUAAAUUAAGCACGUCUAAUGCCCUUGUAGAGAAGCUUCAAUUUGAACUUGAAUACGUAGAAAAUAAACUCCGCUUAACCUCUGAAAUAGAGGAAAAGCAUGCACUGCAGGAAGAAGAGCUCUUGACAGAUCUCUCCCUCCUCGAGAUUGAACUGCAAAGAACUGCUUAUUUCGUUCAAGAGAAAUUGGACUUGGAUUAUAUUGCUGAUGAAAUUGAGAGAAGCAGCUCAACAAUUCGUCGGCUAUUACAAGAUAACCAAGACCUAGUGAUGUCUUUACAGAGUAAAACUGAGGAUAUUAGUAGUCUGAAAGAAAACUUCAAGAUUCUAAGUGAUGAAAUGCAUUCUGAUAGAGAUUCUAAUGAAGGCAGGGUGCAAGAACUUACUUUUGAACUGAAUGAGAAGAAUAACUGCCUGUGUGAUCUGGAGAAAAAUAAUUCUAAGCUAAUAGAAGAGAAGCAGGAUCUUGUGGUCUCCUUUCAGUGUGCAACUGCCGAAUCUGCCAACCUUGCAACUGAAAUCAGUUCUCUGAAAGAAAAUUUGAGAGGACUUCAUGAUGAAUUGCAUUCUGAGAGAGAUUCUAAAGCUGAAAUUGAGGCUACUGCUCGAAAUCUUGCUUUUCAGUUAAAUGAGAAGCUUGAGAGCUUACAUGAAAUGGAGAAGCAAAACAUUAAUCUAAUACAAGAGAAGCACAAUCUCACUGAGUCCUUAAAUUGCAAGGCUGAGGAGUCUCUCAAGCUGUCAUCUGAUAUGAUUAAGCUGAAAGAAAACUUGGAAACUCUGUAUGAUGAAUUGAACGCUCAAAAAGAUUAUAAUGUUGAGUUAGAGGGCAGGUUGAGCGAUCUUAGUUCAGAAUUAAAUAUGAAGCAUCUCAACUUACUUGACUUGGAGAAGCUAAAUACUGAACUUGUUCAUUUCCGAGAGCAGGCAUCAGAGUUAGAUGCGGAGAAAUCUCGACUUCACUGUCUUUUACUGCAAAAGGAUGAGAGUAUGAGAAGGCUUGAAUUACACAUGCAUGAGUCUUUAAUUGCUUCAGAUGUUAAAUAUACUUUUGCUGUAAACCAAUAUGGAAGUGUUGCUCAAAAACUUGUAUUAUCUGAUGAGUGUCUUGGAAAUCGUAGGGAACAAUGUGAUGAUCUGCUGAGUAAACUGAGUCAUAGUUUUGCAGGUGAGGCUCAUCAUCAUGAAGAAAAGUUAAAGUUGCUGGAAGCCAUUGAUACUGUUAGAUUUGAUCUGGAGGCGUCUUUUGCUCGAAAUAAGGUUCUUUCAGAUUAUAACAGUAAUAUACAGUUGAGAGUUGAGGAAUACGAGAAUGAAAUCACAAAUCUAGAAGUUUGUCUUUCAAAGGCUAAACAUUGUCACACACUCGAAGUAGAACAUCUUAAAGACGCACUGAAAAACAGUGAAGACGAAAUUUGUUACUUGAUAGUCUCCACAGAGGAACGGGGGGUAAUGGUGACGUUUCUCAGAAGCAAAUUCGAUGAACUGCUUCCUUGUAUGAAUUUGCUAGAGAAAUAUAAAGAUGAGCUGCAGAAUUUACAAUGUCAGUAUAAUGAGCUCUCACAUAAACUCUCUCAGCAAUGUUUGGAGACCGAAGAAUUCAGGAAUUUAUCUGUUCAAUUAAAGGAGUCAAGGGAUAAGGCUGAAGAGCAAAAAGAAUCUCGAGGACAACCAGUUGCUAGACAAGAAUCCUUACGGAUAGCCUUUAUCAAAGAACAAUACGAGACGAAGGUGCAGGAACUGAAACAACAACUGUCUAUUGCCAAAAGGCAUGGAGAAGACAUGCUUUUGAAGCUCCAAGAUGCAAUUGAUGAAAAUGAAGGUAUGAAGAAAUCUGAUGCCAUACAAGCUAAAAGAAAUGAGGAACUAGUUCUCAAGCUCUUGGCUUUGGAAUCUGAAUUACAGUCUGUCCUUUAUGAAAAACGUGAAAUUACUAAAGCUCAUGAUCGGAUAAAGGCAGAACUGGAAUGUGCAGUUUUAAGCUUAGAAUGUUCCAAGGAAGAAAAGGAAAAGGUCGAAGCCUCUUUGCAAUCAGAACUGUCUGCGGCAAAACAGCUGGUGGAGAAUGUUAAGUGCCAAAGUAAUAGCAAAGAAGCCAAGCAUGCAACUGACAAGUCAAUUAAACCUUCAUCACCAAAUUCGUCACAUCAGGAUGGUAUGUAUCUUGAGGAGAAACUGAUUUACCAACAUCUAUCAAUCGAAGAUCUUCCAUCACCACAUAUUGAUUUGAAUAGCAAUCUUUUUGAAACCCAAAAUUUGAGGGCUGGUAUGGACCACCUACUUGAAGAGUUGGAAAUAUUGAAACAUGAAAACUCUCUCGUUCCAAAGGAUCACAUUUUUAACCCAGAUUUCGAAGCUUCUCAGAGAGAACUCGAACAACUACAAAAGACAAAUGAAGAUCUUGGUAGCAUGUUUCCACUUUUCAAUGAAAUUACGACUAGUGGAAAGGCAUUGGAAGGAGUUAUUGCACUAGAGGUUGAGCUUGCUGAAACUUUGAAGGCAAAGACCAAACCAAACAUCAUCUGCAGUUCAUUCCUAAAACAAAAUAGUGAUGAAGAAGCCAUUUUCAAGCGUUUUAGAGACAUCAAUGUGGUGCUAAAAGAAAUGUUGGAAUUAAAGGGGAGACAUGCUACAGUGGAGAAUGAACUGAAGGAUAUGCAUGACAGAUACACACAGCUAAGCCUCAAGUUUGCUGAGGUUGAAGGUGAAAGACAGAAACUGAAGAUGACACUCAAGAAUCUUCGGGGAUCCAGAAAACUCAAUCAGCUAGACAGACCCUCUUCCUCCAUUCCGUCUGAAAGUAGUUUCACACAGUAUUAAGAUGGCUCUCUUUAGCAAUAUCGGAAAACCAACUAAACCUGCAUUUGACUCUCGAAAGCUCCUUUCAUUAGCGCAUAGUUUUGGCUUUUGUAUAUAGCUGUUUUUAUCGCCCAACUUUUGUUGCUGGAUUAACAUGUGCGAUGUAGAUAUGUAGCGUUCUUUUUUGUUUUUGUUUGUCAUAAUACGCUGUUACCACUUACCAUAAAAUGUAUGUAAUUUUCCUUUUUUUGUUGUAAUUGUUGUACUUGACUUUACAAUCCCCAUUUGGUGUCUGCAACAGGGCACAGCCGCACAGCUACACAGGCGUCAAAAUUCUCUUAUGGAUUGUCUUUGCAGAUGUUGUGGCUUUCCAUCCAAUCUUGUUUUUUCAGAACUGGUCACAAAUUAAGAGUUUGUUUGGUAAGGCCUAUACAUCUACAAUAGCAUGUGGUCCAGUGUGUUGAAAUAAAUGAAAUGAUAGAAUCUUUAGUAUUAUCUGGAAAUAAUUCGAGAUUAGAAAGUCGAGAAAUAACAAAUGAACUGACUAUUUAUCCUCAAGUCUCAACAAACUUAACGAAAUAAUAAGAGAGAAUUCUCCAAAUAGGAGUAAAACAUAGACAAAAUACAAAAAUAGGAGUACCAUGUUUUGAAUAGGAGUAACUUUAGUGUUUGGACAAGUAUACCCCUACCCAAGCCCCAACAACUUUCAUUAAUAAUUAAAACAUAAAAGAAAUACUUCGAACGAUUAAUUAAUUUAUAAUAAAAUUGUAAAAAACUCCAAAAAAAUUGUAAAAUACAAAAAAAAACACAAAAAAACAUCAAAUAAAAUAAACUCCGUAUUAAAUAAAAUAAAAACUUAUUAAAAUAUAAAAAAUAAAAAAUAAAAAAUACAGAAAUAAAAAAUGAAAAAAAUAGAAAAAAAAUAUGUAGGCGUCUGCCGCCGCCUCAACAACCUCCCAACACCACCAGCUUCGACCACCGAAAAAAUGACAACAUUUUCCCGAAAUGCCAUCAAGAUGGCAAAUUUUGAGAAAAUUUGGCAUUUUCAAAGAGAAACUGUCAUCUUUAUGGCAUUUUCAAAAAAAAUGGCAGUUUUUACAUAAAAUGACAUUUUUUUCGCCGAUCGGAUGUGACAUUGUUGGGUGAUGACCGAGGCUGUGGGAAAGGCCUGCAUAAUUGUUUUAUAUUUUUUAAUACAAUUUAUCUGUUUUUUAUUUAUUUUUAAAGUUUUUUUAUUUUUACAAAAAAAUAUUUUUUAAUUUUAAAUAUUUUAAUAUUGUUGGGAUGAACUUAGAUUAUUUUUAAAAUUAAAUGGCCUGCAUAAAGGUAUCGUUUCCAGUGAAUGAACUUAGAUUUUUUUUAAAUAAGAUCAAAUAAGUCAUAUUUUUAGAAUUAACUAGGUUAGGGAUAUUAAGGGUCCAAAAUUAAUGUUUACUCCUAUUCAAAAGUUUUAAGUUUUACUCCUAUUUGUGCAAUUAUGUUUAUGUUUACUCCUAUUGAUGGAGUAUUAACUCCUAGAGAGAAGUGAGAGCUAGAGAGAGAAGUGCAGUAAAUGCUUUGUAUUAAUGAUUUGUGAACCCCUACAACUACCCCUAAGGGGAGUAUUUAUAGAGGAAAUUAGGACUGGGCUCCCAAGUCUUGGGCUUGGGAGGCCCAUUUAAAAUUGGGUCUCUAUUGGGCUGAGUACAAGAUGUGUAGAAAUGACUAAGUACAAAAUUCGGUUCUGGGAAUCGUUUGUGGCCGACGCGGUCAUGGCCGACGGAGCCCCGGCCAACGGGGACACCCGGUUCUCCUGGCUUCCGGACCAUGUUCUGAGUUGAUAUCUUUCUGGCCGAUGGGAGGCCAUCUGGCCGACGGAGGCCCCACUGGGUGACAGCUAUGCCUCUUAUUCUUCUGAGUGUGUGGGUCCUGGGGUCCAGGCCCAUAUAUUCCAUCAGGAGUCCCCCACUCUCUGAGCUGAGAUGUAGAUGAAGUGAGGGAGAGUAGAUUCCAUGGUUUUGACGUUUUCUGGCCGUUGUGGGACCGCUAUGGGCUUUUCCCUGUUUUGGCCGUCAUGGGCACCCCUUGUUGUGGUUCUUUGUUUUUGGCCGUUACGGGCACUCUACGUUCUGAUUGUUGUAUGGCCUUCACUGUGGACGAAGAGGGCUGAUGUUCUUUCCUUUGAUGGGGUAAGAUUGUUUGAGGACGAUGAGUGUCCUGCCUCAGUGGCCGAUAUGAGCUCUUGAUUUGAAUAGCCGAUGCGGGUGCUAUCGUUUUCGGUCAUCAAUGGUUGCCUUUGAUGGAUUGGCCGAGGAGGCCUCACGAUUGCUUUGUGCUUAAGGUCGGAGCGGUGGUAUCCGUAGCUUGGUGUCCAUGCUUUGAGGACGAUAGCGGCACUGAUCCGGAAGGAGUAGUGUGUAUCCUGAUCUCAUGGACGAUAGUGAUCUGAGGACGUUGGGUUCCUGUUUUAAUUUCUUGGCCGAGAGUGGAGUAUGUGGUCUCAAAGCCGUUGAGUGGCCUAUGAUCUCAGGUGUUCAAUCUUUGGAGGGAAUUCUUUGUUUGCUGACUUUGCUGCGGCCGACAGUGCACCACAAGGUCAUGGACGUUGUGGUGCAUAUAUGAUCUGAUGUUGUAGUUGUGGACUUAAUAUAUUUUUGAAUUUCUUUGAUUUUGUCCUCUUGUAUUCCAGAGGCCGGUGUAGCCCCCCAGUCCCCCACUGCUUCAGGCCGAAGAGUGAGCGAGGGGUGAAGAAGUAAGGCAUAACCCUAGGUCGAAGCGGGAUUCUUGUAUUCCCCUGAAUCCAAUCCCUUGGCGAUUUCCUGACCAAGGUAAUCUCGCCUCCGUCGGCUUACUCGCCUCCCUUCGGCGAAGGACAUAGUCCCCCACUUGGAAUUCUCGGGAACGUACCUUGGCAUCAUAGUAUGAUUUCACUUGACGCCGAUAGUUUUCUGCCCAGAUGAAGGCUUGCUCACGUCGUUCUUCGAUCAGGUGGAGGUCGAUCUUCAUGUUUUCUUUGUUGGCCUCAGGUUCGUACUGCUCCACCCGUCGGCUUGGUAUGGUGACCUCUGUUGGUGCCUCAAAGCCAUAGCAAGGGCAAAGGGUGUUUCGCCCGUCGCCCUCCUUGGCGUAGUACGGUAGCACCACAGAAUAUUCGGGAGCUCGUCUGCCCAACUGCCUCCUACGUCCUGGAGCUUCUUCUUUAGGCCCUCCAGGAUGGUUCUGUUGACAUUCUCGACUUGCCCGUUACCUUGAGGGUAGGCAACGGAGGACAAACGAUGCUUGAUUCCCCAUUCCUGGAGGAGCUCUUGGAAGGGUGCGACCUCGAACUGGGUGCCAUUGUCGGAUAUUAUCUCCCGAGGAACGUCGAAGCAGGUAAGGAUAUUCUUGUGGACAAAUUUCUGGCACCUGGCCCCUGUGAUGCUGGCCAAAGGUUCCGCUUCGAACCACUUGGUGAAGUAGUCCACGACGACGAUGAUGUAGCGGUUGUUGCCAGCGGCUCUUGGCAAGGGGCCGACCAGGUCGAUUCCCCAUCUUGAGAAUGGGAUUGCGGUGCUGACUAGGGCGUAGUUGAUGGCUGGCCGACCAGGGGCCUUCUGAAGGACCUGACAUGCAGUACACUUCCUUGCAAGAUUGGCACAAUCCCGCGUCAUCGUCGGCCAGAAGUAGCCCUGGACGAUGAGACGCUGGGACAUGCUGAAAGAGCCCUGACGUGAGGAGCAGAUGCCGCAGUGGACUUCUUCCAUGGCCACCUCGGCCUCAUCUGGGUGCAGGCAUCGGAGGAGAGUGUCGUUGUAAGAUCUUUUGUAAAGUUUCCCAUCCUCGAUGGUGUAGCUUGGGGCCCUGAGUUUGGCUAGCUUGGCUCUCUCCUCGUCCUGGGGCAGUUCUCCCGAGGUGAUGAAGGUUGUGAUGUCAGUGAUCCAGUCCUCCGGCCGAUGUUGGAUGCACAUGAUCGGACUGGCAUGGAUGCUGGACAUGCUCAGCUCCUCGACCUCUGCUAUCUUGGAGAUGUGCUCUGGAGUGUCUGUGAUGAGCUUGGAGAGGAUGUCGGCCUCAGCAUUCUCCGCCCUUGGGAUCUGGGUGAUCUCAUGGGUUUCAAAUGCCUUGAGCAGCUCCUCGGCCGCCUGCUUGUACUGUCUCAUCCUCCCCUCCUUGGCCUCGUAUGAGCCCUCAAUCUGACCCACGACUAGCUUGGAGUCGCACUUGAUUUUGAUGUGUCGCGCUUUGAGGCCGGCGGCGAGUCUGAGGCCGCUGAGGAGGGCCUCAUACUCGACUUCGUUGUUGGAUACCCUGAAGUUGAAGCGGAUGACAUAAUAGGCUCUGAAUCCUUCAGGGGAAAUGAGGACGACGACGCCCCUGCAUGCUUUGGCGGCCGAUGAACCGUCAGUGAAGAGAGUCCAUGCUUCGUCUGGCUCUGGCCUGGGUGUGGUAGCGGUCGUCUCCCUGGUUGUUCACUCGGUGACGAAAAUCGGCCAAGGCCUGCCCCUUGAUGGAUGGCCUCGGCUUAAUUUCGAUCUGGAAUUGGCUGAGGAAGAUCGCCCAUUUCACCAUUCGUGAGGAACUGAUGGGACUCCGCAUGAGUGCACCGAGGGGUUGCUCAGUUAAGACGUGGACGGCAUGGGCCUGGAAGUAGUGUCCUAGCUUUUUCACUGUAUGGACGAUGGCCAAUACCGUCUUCCCAAUGGGGGAGUACCUGAGCUCGGCCUCCCGUAACGUCUUGCUUACGUAGAAAAUUGCCUUCUGUACCCCUUCAUCCUCGCGGAUGAGCACGGAGCUGAUGGUCGACGUGCUCACCCCCAAGUACAAGAAGAGAGUUUCACCGGCUUUGGGUUUAGAAAGCACAGGAGGGGACGAUAGGUACCGCUUCAGUUCCUCAAAUGCUUGUUGGCACUCCGUCGUCCAUCUGAAGCCAUUUGCCUUGCGCAUGAUCUGAAAGAAAGGGAGAGACCUUUCAGCCGAUUUCGAGAGAAAAUGGUUUAGGGCCGCAAGGCGUCCUGUCAGCCGUUGUACCUCCUUCACAUUUCGUGGUGGCUCCAUGUUGACAAUGGCCUGUAUCUUCUCCGGAUUGAUUUCAAUGCCCCUUCGGCUGACCAUGUAGCCGAGAAACUUGCCCCCUUGGACGCCGAAGGUGCACUUCUUUGGGUUCAGGCGGAGCUGGAACUUCUUCAUGAUUUCAAAAAUCUCCCAGAGGUCGUCACCAUGAGUAGUAGAUUUCUUGCUCUUGACAAACAUGUCGUCUACAUAUGCCUCCAUCGUCCGGCCGAGGAGUGCUCUGAAGACCAUGGCUACCAUCCUGGUAUAUGUGGCGCAUGAGUUUUUGAGCCCAAAGGCCAUGACGAGGUAGCAGAAAAUUCCCUCCGGGGUCCUGAAGGUCGUCUUCUCGGCGUCAUCUUCAUGCAUGAAUAUCUGGUGGUACCCCCUGAAGGCGUCAAGGAACGACAUCAACUCGCAUCCCGCCGUUUCGUCCACCAAGUGAUCAAUAUUGGGGAGAGGGAAUGGGUCCAUGGGGUAUGCCUUGUUCAGAUCAGUGUAGUCAACACACAUCCUGAACGUCGGCGGCUUUUGAGCGAGGAUGACGUUGGCCAGCCACGUUGGGUACUUCACCUCCUUGAUGUGGCUGAUUGAGAGGAGCAUGGUGACCUUCCCUUUGACGAAGUCCCAUCUGUCGGCCGAAAGGUAGCGUCGCUUCUGCUUGAUCGGCGUGGAGGCGGGAUCGACUGACAGCCGGUGAGUGAUCACUUUUCGGCUGAUGCCAGGCAUAUCGUCCGGCCCCCACGCAAAAAUUAUUGCAUAUGAUCGCAAGACGUUGAUGAUGCCGUCGCGUUGGUCCUGUGGGAGUUGCUUCCCGAUUCUUAGGACCCGCUCUGGCCGGGAGGUGUCCAGGGGGACCUCCUCGACCUCUUCGACUGACUCAGUGUGUGGCCUCUUCUCGUCCUAGGUGACGGUGGCGGUGAUUGUGUCAAUUCUCUGCCCGGCGCUAGCUGCUGGCUUUGUAAGCUUUAGGUAGCAUGCUCGGGCUAUCUUCUGGUUGCCCCGGGCGUAGCCGAUACCACCGCUGGUAGGGAACUUCAGACACAGAUGUUUUAUGGAGAUGAUGGCCUCCAAAUCCUCUAGUGUUGGCCGCCCCCAUAUCAAGUUGUGGGCGCACUCGAGGUUAACCACCAUGAACUCCAUGUCAAUUUUGGCGCAAUGGGAGCCGUCGCCGACCUCCACGGGAAGGACUAUCGUGCCUUCGGCGUCGAUAGAGUCCCCGGUGAAGCCGGACAACGGUGUCCGUAUCGGUUUGAGCAGUGCUUUGUCCAGCUUUAGCUGCUUGAAUGUGUCAAGGUACAUGACGUUGUCGGAGCUCCCCGUAUCGAUGUAGGUGCGGUGGAUGAUAGAGUCACCUAUCUCACACCGGAUGAUGAGGGCGUCCCUGUGUGAUGCGGGUCCCGGAGGCAGAUCCUUGUCGGUGAAGGUGAUCGCCUCCAUCCGUUGCUUCUUCGGCUGGGGGGAGCGUGGGACACCUCCCCAAUGUAAAGGGAUUGGGUCCAUUUCUUCCUCUGGGUGGCCGAGUCCCCCCCCCCCCCCCAGUGUUGCGCCCCAGAAUGAGGUGGUUGUGGUUCUUCUUCGGAGGGGGCUCUUCAAAAUCUUCGUGGUCAUCGCUGAGUCUGCCGAUCUCACGCUUCUUCGCGGAGGGUUCUCCCCUAUGUUUGUUGGUGUUUACCCACGUAUUUUUGCGCGGGCCACCCUUAACAAACUGGGAGAGUUCCCCCUGACGAAUCAGCUUCUCGAUGGCUCUCUUCAGCGUGACGCAGUCGUCUGUGUUGUGGGAGGUGUUUCGGUGGUAACGACAGUAGGUGCUGCCCUGAUGGACGACAUAGAUCUCCUUUGCCGACCGAGGAUCUCGCUCAAUGAGGUCGUGCUCCUCGGCGUAAUCGAGGACGGAGCUGACCGAAUGAGUGAGUGGGGUCUUCAUCCUUUCCAUCCUCGGCCUCCAUAUGAGGUCCUUGUUCUUUCCGCCAGAUCCAUGGCGGCCUUGUCCUCCCUGACCACGAUCCCCUGCCGAGGGUGCGCCUGGAGUUGGCGCGGCAUUCAUCUUCUUGGAGGGGUGCCCUCCAUCCUUGUUGUGGC